CGCAACGCGACAACUGCGGGUCCCGAUUGCUGCAGCCGCUUGUCAGUGUGACGAAGAUUGGCACUCAGGUUGGCCACCUGUCCCUCCCGCUCCCUAUAAUGCCCCAGUGUUUGCAGCAUCUGCAGUGAAUGUGAUGGCAGCCCAGUCGGUUUCCGUAGACAAGUACCCAAAGGGAGAGCAGCAGAUGCAAGUAGUGAAGGUAGACAGCGAUACGGAGCAGAAGUUUAUCGAGGGGACAUUGGCAGAGGUGCCGAGCCCGGUACCCACAGAGCCGCAGACACCCAUGGAUGCGGAAAAAGCCUCCAUAUAUCGGCAUCCUCUGUUCCCGCUGUUGGCCCUGCUGUUCGAGAAGUGUGAACAGUCCACACUGAGCUCUGAAUGCAUCACCUCAGCCAGCUUUGAUGUGGACAUCGAGAACUUUGUCCGCUGUCAGGAGAAGGAGGGCAAACCCUUCUUCAGUGAGGACCCUGAACUCGACAACCUGAUGGUGAAAGCCAUCCAGGUGCUGCGGAUCCACCUGCUGGAGUUGGAGAAAGUGAAUGAUCUGUGUAAGGACUUCUGCAGCCGCUACAUCGCCUGUCUCAAAACCAAGAUGAACAGUGAGACUCUGUUGAGUGGAGAUCCAGGAAGUCCCUAUUCCCCCGUCCAAGGCCAGGCCCCCAACUUCUCCCCCACAAAGACUCAGACCCCCAGCUCCAUCUCGGGGACCAUCAGUCCUCAGGGUCAGAUUGUGGUGCCAGCUUCAGCUCUGCAACAAGGGAAUGUAACCGUGACAGCUGUUAACCCCACCCAGGUGGUCGCAGGUAUGUCACCAUGGCAUACAACCUCUCCCUCAGGUGGCACGGUGUACCAGCCUGUUACAGUCGUCACUCCGCAGGGCCAGGUGGUAACACAGGCACUCUCUCCAGGGACAAUACGUGUCCAAAACAAUCAGCUCCAGCUGCAGUUCCACCAGGACCUAAACCUCUUCAAUCAUGACGACAACUCGACCAAGAACAAACGUGGAGUUCUACCCAAACAAGCCACCAACGUCAUGCGCUCAUGGCUCUUCCAGCACAUCGGGCAUCCAUAUCCAACAGAGGAUGAGAAAAAACAAAUUGCCUCCCAGACAAAUUUGACACUUCUGCAGGUCAACAACUGGUUCAUAAAUGCACGGAGGCGGAUCCUGCAACCCAUGUUGGACGCCAGCUCGUCUGAGACGCCAAAAGCCAAGAAGAAGACGCCUCAGAACAGACCUCUGCAGCGCUUCUGGCCCGACUCCAUCGCUGGAGGAGGGACUCACCAGCAAGUUACCAUGCCAGACGGUACAAUGGUUACGAUGAACAUGGAGGGUCUGCAGAGCCUGACGUCAGAUGGGGCCACUCUGGCGGUGCAGCAGGUGAUGCUGGGGGGCCACAGCGAGGACGAGUCGGGGGACAGCGGGGAUGAGGACGAUGAUGCAGAUAUGGCUGGGCUGGGCCUGGACAACAGCGACUCGUUGCAGUAGAGGACACACUCCCUCACUCUCAUGUACACACAGACCAUGCGACAAAUAAGUCUACAGACAGGAAGUCCAAACAAACAAACACAUUAGGUUUACACAGAGCACAAAUCACCAGGACGUCACAGCGACUGCCCUCUUCCAACCCUUGUCCCUGCUGAACAGCGGUCAAUGCUGCGUGUGUACAUCAUGAGUUUCAUUUCAGAAACCAUUUUUUAAUUAUUUAGUUGAUGUAUGCGAGUGCACUUUUUUGUAUAUUUAAGCUCAAAAAGAUUAAAUCAAACAAACGGAAGAAAAAAAAGAAGUGUUAAAAAACACCCGAAACAAGUUUGUAUGCUCCGUUACUAAAUGUUGACUGAUUUGUUUUUCUCGGCCCCUCGUUCCCCCUCUUCCAGUUGAAUUCUCAUUUUGGAUGCCAACACUUUAAAGUCGUAUCUGUAAGGGUUUGUCUUCACUUUUUGCAUGCUUGUGUUUUGAGUAGAUGUGCGCACUCUUACGACUGACUCCACAGCUCUGUUACGGGCCGGCGUGGAGAGAAUCGGGGGAGAAAAAAAAACGAGAGAAGCUUAUUUUUAUAUACAAACAUAUGUAAGUAGUGUUUCUUGUUCCAUUUUUGUGUUCUCCUGUUUUGUAAGGAAUAUUUAUGUACAGAUUCAUAAUUAAGAUUAGCGACCCUGUUUUCCGGGGUUCUUUGAAGUUUUCUAAAAAAUAGAAAAAGGAAUUGAAAGCUGAUGAAAUUGCUAUUUAAAUUGGUUUUAAACUUACAAUACUAACAAGGCCUUACGUGUUUUCUUUUCUAAACGAUUCUUGCCAAGAAGCACAAAAAGAAAGUCUGACCCUUGCUUGGUGAAAUAGGUCAAAAAUGACACUAAAGUGCAGAACAUGUGCGUGGUUCUGCAGAGCAUUGUUAAUGAUUUUAUCUUUGUGUUCUGUAACAGAUAUCAGACGAGUUCAAACACAGUUAACUCACUGUGGUGCUUGGUUUUUAAAUGCAGCUCUACAGGGGGUUGUACCACAAAGCAAGUUCAACAUUUCAGUGUACCUGGUCUUUAUUCUGGCUCGGCAAAGCUCUAAGAUCCAGUAAGAGAUGGAAGAUAUCAUAAGCUGGUUAGGAUUACUCUUCUUGUAUGGAGGCUAGCCUUUUGUGGCUCCUUUCUUGCUUUCUCUUCCUGCUUUCCGGCACUGUUGACUGUCCUGUUCUCAAAAUAAAGGCAACUAGUUCAAAAAAUAAAUCUCCUAACAAAACAAUAACAGCACUGCUGCAGCAGCUUGUAAUUAGGGGAUUUUGAUAUUUGUUAUGUGAAUACUUCUAAUCUGAAUAUUACAUAUUUAUUAUCAACUGUAAAUGGGCCAUAAAGCCUUAUGGUAGGAAACUAUGUGAGAAUUACUUCUGUAAUUGUAGAAAUAAAGUCAAAUUGAAGGUCUGUUGAAUUGAUUCAAAACAUGAUCAUGAAAUACAGGCUCUGGUCUAUGGGUAAUACUUCCAAGACUAAAUAUGUAUGUUUUAUUGCAGAACCAGCUCAGUUGAACAGAUUUUUGAAGAUGUUGUGACCAAAACCAGAAGUUUUGACAUUUAAAUGUGGAGAUAAUUCGCUGAAGUAAGUGUUCACUGAAACGUAUAAACAAGGUAAUCUCUGUGAUGUGUCACAUAAAGCAUUUCAGCGUGUCCUAAAAGCAUGCAGUGACAAAAUUCAAGCUUAAUUCAGUUGUUACUGAUUGUUUUUGGAGUUUUCUACCAGCUUAAGUGUAAUGCAGCACAGAGAAAUGCCACACCGUGCUGUUUUUAAUGCCUGCACCAUGUUCACUUCUCCUUCAAUUGCUCAACAAGAAUGAAGACUGAGGAACAAGUAAGAUGACAAGACACCAGCAGGGCCAACAGGAAAAUUGUUUUGAUUUCUGUCACAUUUCUCUGCAUGCCUGUUGGUAUAUUUUACACAAUGGAGAUAGGGAUGCAGUGACCUGUGUUAGCAUGGAGAUGAAGCUUUCGUUUCUCCACAUUCAGAAUAAAAGCAUUCCAUGUCAAACUGAUCAGAGAAGCAAUUGAUGUAGUGUAGACAUCAGCGCAUGGAUUUUCCAGAUUUCAUGUCUGUGAUGGGGCAGAUCCGUUUUGCAAAGCAUCAAGUUAAUACGCUUGUUCCUGGUCAGAGAGUGACCAGACCAAUCAGAGUCAUUUGAGGAGAAAGAGACGGUAGCUUCAGUGUAGUUUAGUGGAAGCAUAAACAUAAAUUUUCCUUCCAAAAACGGCAAGAAUCAUUGAUUGAAAUUCCGACAGCUGCUAGUCCAGCUCUCCAGUUUUAGCUUACUUCUUGACUGUGGUGGGGCAUGUCUACCAAGCCAUGUUUUGUUGCUCUGAUUGGCCAGUAAUGAGUGUGACAGAAAAAGUUUUAUUUCCUUCAGAGUUGUUUUUCUUUUAAGGUUCUGCCCUUUUGAAACAACAUCUAUCUAAAGCCGGGCAGACACUGUGUGAUUUCAAGCCGACCAUACGACAGUCAUGGCAGAAUCCCAACUCACUUAUGGCCAUCCUGCAUGAUUUCAUUAAGGUGUAACAAACCUGAAUGGCUGUAGAUUAGAAAACAGUGGUAGGACAUGUGUAGAAUGUUUUUCUUUUUUUCUUGUUGUAGGAUUUUUUGUUGUUGUAGCAUUUCAAGGGUUGAAAUCUUGAAAAUCACUGAGUUUUUCAUUGUUUUGAUCAGGCUUGGAGCCUGUUGAAAGAUGUGACACAAAAGAGAGGAAAUAUAUUAGCCCCUUAUAUUUUUAUAUUAGUUGUGGAAGUGGUCAUAUGUGUCCAUGAAUGGCUUAGUAAGGUGAUCAUUUUUUAAAUAAGACUGCACAAAAUCUGUUUGUCUUAAUUGUUUGAGGAAAUUCAGGGCCAUGCUUGAAAAAGUCUGCUUUCAAACUUUUUUAAAUCACACAAAAUUAGCUUGUGUAUGUAAAAUAGCUAAUUUUGGGAAUUUUGCUUUACCAUAUGUAAAAAAACACAGAGGCAUCAUGCACUCUAAUAAGCAUUUUAAGGGUUAAAUUCCCCAAAUAUGUAAGUAUUAAGUAGUUUUGAUCAGAACUGAUGUUGAAUGAAAGGUUUAACCUCUAAAAAGUUGAAGAAAAAAAAACCUAAUAUUUUUAUUGCAAUUUUUUGAACUGGACAUUUUUGGCUUUGUAGGAGAAAGAAAAAUUAAAUCAGACAAUCCUCAAAACUAAAAAUGUAUCAACAUCAAUUUGCUUUAAAUUGAUGUGCUUUAAAAUAAAAAUCCCUUAGCUCCCUGUCUUUUAUUUUUUCAGAAAAUUGCUCAUUUUUGUGAUUUUUAUAUUUUUUUUUUUUUAUAAAAACAGAAGUGACUUCUUGUAUUGAAACUAGAAUUUAAGGGACUAAAUCCCCCAAAUAUAAAAAUAAAAUAGUCUUAUUCAGGACUGAAGUUCAUAAAAAGAAUUAACCCUGCAAAAUUAGAGAAGAAACUAUUUUUCUAUAUUUUUCUUAUGAAUGUUUUUCAAAGUGGACCUUUUUUUGUCCUGAAUGGCUUACGAAGGUCAUACAUUUGACUGUUACCAGAGUGUUAAACAAUUUAUGAGCGCCAGUUUAGCUCGGCUGGUACAGCUGAUGCCCAUAUACUGAGGCUGCAGUCCUCGACUACUGGUCGAUGUGAUUAAAGAUAGACCCAACUCCUUUAUCUCGGUGAAAAUAACAUUUGUCUAGUUAGAUGAGAAAAUCUGAACAGACACCCAUAUACACGUAUAAUUUUGUUAAUUUUACAACAUUAUAAUGCCAAUCCCUGUUGAGAAGUGUUGAACUUACUGGCAGCUGGAUUUGGAAUCCUAUUGACUAUUAGGUUAUUCUAAACUAUAAGGUUUUUGUAUUUCAUGCUUCUAAAACCCUGUCUUUCCUAUUUACCACUGUUUUUCAUAAUCUGCUUUACUGGCCCAGUAUGCCUGCACAACUAGAAAUUUGACUACUGUUAGCUGUGCUCUCAAUGUACAAAAAUUAAACAUGAAAUAUAUAUACUUGAUUGAAUGUUUUUACCCAGAAAGGGACAAGGUCAGCAUCAUUAGAAAAAAAAUACUCAGAUGGAUUGCUCUUAACAGUGGGGUCCGUCCAAUGCCUUGGAUAUGAGAAAUGUGGACAGUGAGCGUUAGGAGCUGCACAAUGCAAAGCCAUAUCUGCUGUUACUGUAGGCCAAACCACAUGGUUUUGUUCUGUGACAUUAACUGUAAUGUCAUAAUUUUAAAAGCUUCCAUACAUUUAUUUCCAGAAGUGAAGAUCUAUAUUACUAGCAGAAGUCAUUUCCAGGUAAUGACUACUAAAAGUGCUGACAUUUAACAGCCGAUUUAAAGCCAGAACUCCAACCAGAUUUUGAGUUUAUAGUACCAUAGUAAUCCAGCUGGGUUAAAAGAAAACCAGCUUCUUGACACUGAAAACUCUGAUUUAAGCUUAACAGACAAGGAUUACCCUCUAAUCUCGCUCUGUGGUACACCCCCCAGUUUUACCGUCAUUGUGUAUAUCAUUUUACAGUAGUAACGUAGGUGUCACUUUCUCAAAUGCACAAUCCAGAACACUAUGCUAAUCACACAAUCAUGAGGGUCUGAUGUGGAAACUCAUUAUCAACAAGAAGCAGUGGACUUUUUGCACGCAUUAAACUUUUAUUUAUGUACAUGCUACUGCGCUGAAACAAAGAGCAGUGUGGAAAAGUUGGACUCCUCGUUCACAGGCUGCAUGAAGGACUGAAUCUCUGCAGCCUCCGUCGGUCCCCCUGCCACUACAGAUGUAGUGAAACCAUUGGAAAUCUCUUUAUCAAUAUGUUGAUAUUACUGCACAAGCUGGGGUGCCUCUUGUUUGAAUAUCUGUAAUAUUGUACUGUACAACAGUCGUUUGUCAAUAGUUUGAGUAAUCUGGUUUAUAUCCCUCUUGUAAAGUUGAGACUUGAAAUUUGAAGCAGCCGGGGUGGUAUGUUGAGUCCUAGUGGACCCUCGCUGAGUUCUCGGUUCUUUACUCGCGUCUGUCUUGCUUUUUAUGAAACGUUCUUCACUUUUCUCUUGUCUGUUUUGCCUUAGAGCUUUCUAUUUUGGAAUAAACGAUGCCUAACUCUC
Cheilinus undulatus (humphead wrasse) is the source of this 6556-nucleotide messenger RNA. It is a transcript of the gene pknox1.1, whose product is annotated as pbx/knotted 1 homeobox 1.1. Gene Ontology annotation, molecular function: RNA polymerase II cis-regulatory region sequence-specific DNA binding; DNA-binding transcription factor activity, RNA polymerase II-specific. The transcript is spliced from 11 exons. The record is from RefSeq and is a predicted model, not a curated record. Gene Ontology annotation, biological process: regulation of transcription by RNA polymerase II; angiogenesis. NCBI's taxonomy places the organism in Eukaryota, Metazoa, Chordata, Actinopteri, Labriformes, Labridae. Bases 134 to 1486 code for a protein of 450 amino acids.